Zasmidium cellare ATCC 36951 is the source of this 2793-nucleotide messenger RNA. RefSeq lists its product as uncharacterized. Gene Ontology annotation, biological process: protein folding in endoplasmic reticulum. Lineage: Eukaryota; Fungi; Ascomycota; Dothideomycetes; Mycosphaerellales; Mycosphaerellaceae. The record is from RefSeq and is a predicted model, not a curated record. The transcript is spliced from 2 exons. Gene Ontology annotation, molecular function: protein binding. The coding region runs from base 1 to 2793 and encodes 930 amino acids. Gene Ontology annotation, cellular component: EMC complex.
AUGCAUCUCCCGCUGCUCGGAGCGGUAGCUUUACUGCUCCAUUCCACCACUGCAGUCUUUGCCGACGAAGCCUGGACGAUCGACUAUCACUACGCCCUUCUGGGAGCCCCGAAAGAGGAGACGACCUUCUUCCACCAGCCAAACCCAAGCUCCAGAGCUUCCCUCAUCUACACCCUCUCCGAGGAAGGUGUCGUGGGAGCUGUUAAUCCCAGAGAUGGCGCGCUAGUCUGGCGUCAGUCGCUGCGUUCUGCUGGUAUUUCCUCCAAUGCGGGUUUUUUGCGCGCUGGCGAGGGCCAGGAUGUGGUCGUGGGCGGCAUCGGAAACAAGACGACAGCAUGGAGUGCAGCCGAUGGUAGGCUAGUCUGGACUAUUGACACGCCUGGCAGAAUUGAGGACCUCGAGAUUCUGGAGCUUCAGGAUGCCAGUCAAACUCCUGGUGUGAAGGAUACUGUUGUUUUGACCAGUGGAAACAGCCCAUCGAUAUUACGGGUGGACGGUGCUUCAGGAACUACGAAGUGGACGCAUAGCAUCGACAGUGGAGAUAUUCCAUACCAGGUGUCCGCCUCGGCCACGGAAAUUUUUGGCAUUGUGCUACACAAAACUCUGCUGGGCAACAUCAAGAUCAAAGUCAUCAGCUUGGACCCAGUUACCGGCCGGAAGAAUGACGAGUACACGCUCAGUUCGGACAGUGAGCUUGCGUCGACUGAUACUAUCAUCUCAGUCGGUGCAAAUUCAGCUUCGCCUAUCAUUGCUUGGACAGACGCCGCUCGAAGUGUGCUUAAAGUCAACAUCAUCGGUUCCAAAGCGGUUGCUUCCUUCAACAUUGAGAAGCACAACGAACAUGCCAUCACAAACGUUCGACUGCAUGCUCCAUUCCACACCAACUCUCUUGCACACUUCCUCGUGCAUUAUGAGACGGACAUUUCUCACUGGGGUGAGGUGUACCACAUUGAUUUGAAGAAGAGUAAAGUGGAGAAGGCAUAUUCACUGCCUAAGAUCAGUGGAAAGGGCGCCUUUUCGACCAGCACAUCUGAUGCAAAUGUCUACUUCACGAGAAUUUCACGUGGUCAGGUGAUGACUGUGUCAUCUGCUUCGCAUGGUUCGCUAGGCAGAUGGCCGCUGGCAGACUUGGGCAUCCCAGUCGCCAAGGGUGAAGAAGCAGAGCCGGUGCACGCGGUCUCCGAGGUCUCUGUUAAAGACGACAGUGUCUCAGCUGUGCGCUCCGCCGUCUUCCUGUCUACUGGUGACUGGAUCUUGAUCAGAGAGGGAAGCCCUGUCUGGCAGCGACCGGAACUACUGGCAACGACCCAGUCAGCCAUCUUUGCCUCCCCUCCUGAAGUCGAGGCCUUCGCCCACGAACUUGAAGUGGAGGCGCACAGCAACCCAAUUUCGGCUUACAUUCAUCGAGUCAAGCGUCACAUCCAGGACUGGCAGCGAUUGCCAGCCGUGCUGAGUUCCUUGCCACAGAAGGUCAGAAACCAGCUUUUUGGCACAACAGCAGACAGUGGUCUAACAGGCGAUGUAUUUGGCUUCCACAAGGUCAUUGCAUGCGCUACCAAGAACGGCAGAGUGGUUGCCCUUGACGCUGCCAACCCAUACAAGAUCCUCUGGAGCAAGCAGGCCGUGGAGCUCAAGCCUGGAGAAAGCUGGGAUCCUACUUUCAAAUCAGCUUCUGACGGUGUUCUGGUUCUUGAACAUGGUGUCGGCUUGCAACAAUUGCAGUUUGACGCAUCCACUGGUGAAGUUCCUUCCUCCGCCGCUGUUCUCGUGGUCAAUCCUUCCGUCGGCACCGUGCGAUUCUCUCUACAUGACGGCGAAUUGGAAGCCAACAAAGUCGGCAGUGCGGCUUCAGGCGCUAUUUGGCGUUUCAUACCCGGUACGGGCGAACGCAUCCUGAGCCUCGUUCCAAGACCAGUGAACGACCCAGUCGCGUCGAUAGGCAAGGUUCUUGGCGACCGAAGAGUGCUUUACAAGUACCUCAGUCCCAAUUUGGCGUUGUUGGCAACCGUGAACGACCAGACUCAGACGGUCUCGUUCUAUGUGCUGGAUACUGUCUCUGGAGCCACGCUUUACGCCGAUUCGCACAGCAACGUUGACUUGCAGGCCCCGAUAUCAUCGACUUUGUCAGAGAACUGGUUCGCUUACUCCUACACUGUGGAGGCUUCAGAUGAUUCACCAAAGGGACACUACCUCGUCGUCGGCGAGAUGUUUGAGUCGCUGGUCCCCAACGAUCGAGGACCUCUGACCGGCAAGGUCAAUUCUUCCAGUCUGCAGGCGCCGGCUGAGCCGUUCGUUAUGCUCAGGUCAUAUCAGAUCCCAGAAUCUAUCUCGAAGCUCGCCGUGACUCAAACUCGUCAAGGCAUCACGUCACGCCAACUGUUGGCAGUGCUCUCCGAUUCGAGUGCCAUUGUUGGUAUUCCGUACGGCAUCCUUGACCCUCGUCGCCCUGUUGGACGGGAUCCCACGAAGGAUGAGCAAGGUGAAGGCUUGAUGAGAUACACUCCCACGAUCGAAUUCGACCCAAAGUGGUACCUCAAUCAUCAGAGAGAAGUGCUAGGCAUCAGCAAUAUCAUUACCAGUCCGGCCUUGAUCGAGAGUACCAGUCUGGUGUUUGCAUACGGUCAUGAUGUGUUUGGAACAAGGCUCAGCCCAAGUUUCAGCUUCGACAUCUUGGGGAAGGACUUCAACAAGUUCCAGAUGCUGGCUACUGUUGCUGCGCUAGCUGUGGCCACUUUUGUUGUUGGACCUUUGGUCACCCGCAAACAGGUCAAUGCCAGGUGGCAAUUCGCCUGA